GUUCUAUUCACCCUUCUUCUUCCUUAUCCUCUGUGCAUUCAUUACCCUGCCCACACCCAAUCCAUCCAAGUACAGUAAUUCACCCAUCCAAAUAGAGUAAUGGAGCAUUCUAAACGUUAUAUGCAUAGACAAACUUUGAUUUUUCUAAUCCUUCUUCCUUAUCCUCUGUGCAUUCAUUGCCCUGCCCUCACCCAAUCCAUCCAAGUACAGUAAUUCACCCAUCCAAAUAGAGUAAUAGAGCAUUCUAAACGUUAUAUGCAUAAACAAACUUUGAUUUUUCUAAUCCAUCUGGAGAUCUCUCUCUCUCUCUCUCUCUCUCUCUCUCUCUCUCUCUCUGAGAAACCCACCACGGUUUUGAUUUUCUUGUAAAAAUGAAUAAUUACUAGAGAUUUAGAUCUGGGUGUGGUUCACUAUGAAGGGUUGUUCAAUUCAUAGUCGAAAGUUUGCUACUUUACUCACAUUAUCAACUGGUAUUAUAUGCGUUUCUUUAGUUUCUUCUGUAAUUGGUGAAGAUGAUGUCAAAUGCCUGCAAGGCGUUAGGACUUCGCUUAAUGACCCACAAGGGAAGCUCAGCUCCUGGAACUUCGCCAACUCAUCGUCUGGAUUCCUCUGCAACUUCGUCGGUGUGUCUUGCUGGAAUGAUCAAGAAAAUAGGAUUAUCAACCUGCAGUUACGGGACAUGGGCCUGUCUGGACAAGUCCCUGAGUCCUUAAAGUACUGUGAGAGCCUGCAAAAUUUGGAUCUUUCAUCUAAUGCUCUAUCUGGUACGAUUCCUACUCAGAUCUGCACCUGGUUGCCUUAUUUAGUUACUCUUGAUCUAUCCAAUAAUGAUCUCUCAGGGUCUAUACCACCUGAUCUUGUGAACUGUACUUAUUUAAAUAAUUUGAUACUUUCAAACAAUCGUCUCUCUGGACCUAUACCUUAUGAAGUCUCUAGUUUGGCUAGGCUAAAGAAGUUUUCUGUGGCAAAUAAUGAUCUUACCGGUACAAUUCCUUCCUUCUUUAGUAAUUUUGAUUCCGGGGAUUUUACUGGGAACGAUGGACUUUGUGGGAAGCCUUUAGGAUCCAAGUGUGGUGGGUUAAGCAAGAAGAAUCUUGCUAUUAUAAUUGCUGCUGGGAUCUUUGGUGCUGCAGCAUCUUUGUUGUUGGCUUUUGGGGUGUGGUGGUGGUAUCAUUUAGGGUAUUCUAGGAGGAGCAAGAGAGGGUAUGGCAUUGGAAGAGGUGAUGAUGCUAGUUGGGUUGACAGGUUGAGGGCUCAUAAGCUUGUUCAGGUUUCAUUGUUUCAAAAGCCCCUUGUUAAGGUUAAAUUGGCUGAUUUAAUGGCAGCUACUAACAAUUUUAGUUAUGAGAAUAUCAUAAUUUCGACCAGGACGGGUACUACCUAUAAGGCAGUUCUUCCUGAUGGAUCUGCACUUGUAAUCAAGCGUCUUAGUACUUGUAAGCUUGGUGAGAAGCAGUUUCGCUUGGAGAUGAAUCGGUUGGGACAGCUUAGACAUCCAAAUUUGACACCCCUUUUGGGUUUUUGUGUUGUGGAGGAUGAGAAACUUUUGGUUUAUAAGCAUAUGUCUAAUGGGACUUUGUAUGCUUUACUUCAUGGAAAUGGUACCUUAUUGGAUUGGCCAACGAGAUUCAGAAUCGGUUUGGGUGCUGCUAGGGGUCUAGCAUGGCUUCAUAAUGGGUGCCAGCCUUCAUUCUUGCACCAAAACAUAUGCUCCAAUGUGAUUCUUGUUGAUGAAGAUUUUGAUGCUCGGAUCAUGGAUUUUGGAUUGGCAAGGCUCAUGACUUUCUCAGAUUCUAAUGAGAGCAGUUAUAUUAAUGGCGAUUUAGGAGAAUUUGGUUAUGUGGCACCAGAGUACUCAAGUACUAUGGUUGCUUCAUUGAAAGGGGAUGUUUAUGGAUUUGGGGUGGUGCUUGUAGAGCUUGUGACAGGGCAAAAACCUCUUGAUAUUGGUACUGCUGAAGAAGGAUUCAAGGGUAACUUGGUGGAUUGGUUGAAUCACCUCUCAAGUUCAGGUAGAAUCAAGGAUGCAAUUGAUAAGACUCUUUGUGGGAAGGGACAUGAUGAGGAGAUCUUGCAGUUCCUGAAAAUUGCUUUGAAUUGUGUGGCUGCUCGGCCCAAGGACAGAUGGUGUAUGUACCAAGUUUACCAAUCAUUAAAGACCUGUGGCAAUGACCUUGGUUUCUCAGAGCAAGAUGACGAAUUUCCAUUGAUUUUUGUCAAGCAAGACAAUGAAUGAACAAGUGUAAAUACAGAAGUAAGAUGCAAGAAAAAGAAGCUGACAAAAACUCUUAUCAUAUUGAAUUCACACAUUUUCUGGUAAGUUCUCGGAUGCCCCGGUUGUAAAUGGUAUGACGUCCACUUCAGCUUCCUUUCCCUAUUUGUUGUGCAUAUAUAGCUGUUUGUUAAACAUUUCCUUAGCUUAGGCCUCUUGGAUUUCAAGAAACAUCAAUUGUUUUGCCUUCUUGUUCCAUGACAAACAACCCUUGUAGCUGCCUGAAAUUUGUAAUAUGCUCCGUCUGUAGCCUUAGAAAUUUGCAAAGUAAAGAAUGCUUAGUGAGAUAACUAAAUAGAAGCAACGACGGGGCAGAAUACUAGUAAGGACACAUUUCCUGCAGUCUCCUCUAACAGGAAUUAUACUCUGGCUUUUUCAGGACUCGAAUGAAAUAGCUUUUUCCAUUUA
Molecule: messenger RNA, 2680 nt
Organism: Hevea brasiliensis (rubber tree)
Lineage: Eukaryota; Viridiplantae; Streptophyta; Magnoliopsida; Malpighiales; Euphorbiaceae
Product: inactive LRR receptor-like serine/threonine-protein kinase BIR2
Exons: 1
Coding region: 413-2236 (607 amino acids)
Biological process (GO): protein phosphorylation
Molecular function (GO): protein binding; protein kinase activity; ATP binding
Source: RefSeq, a predicted model, not a curated record